This is a messenger RNA of Hypoxylon trugodes, 735 nucleotides long. RefSeq names its product Pam17-domain-containing protein. The transcript has 2 exons. Gene Ontology annotation, cellular component: PAM complex, Tim23 associated import motor. The record is from RefSeq and is a predicted model, not a curated record. Gene Ontology annotation, biological process: protein import into mitochondrial matrix. NCBI's taxonomy places the organism in Eukaryota, Fungi, Ascomycota, Sordariomycetes, Xylariales, Hypoxylaceae. The coding region runs from base 1 to 735 and encodes 244 amino acids.
AUGUUGACUCCCGCCGCAACAACAGCAACGCGCUUCGGCGUCCUAGGCACUCGUAGCCUAAAACUCCAGGUCGCAUUUCCGAGAGGGGCAACCUGCCAAUACUCCUCUCUAUCCUCCAUAGCAGCACAACGACCAUGCACCAAGUCGAUCCCAUCGAUUAAGAACAACCAAAUCACCAGAAAACCUGCUCGCGUGCAGUGCCAAUUUACCACCACACGACGAAAUGCUUCCACGACAGCCCCCGGCACGGCUCCGUCCUCCGCAGAAUCUUCCACCCCCACUCUCGACUGGAACUCAUUCUUCACUCUGCGCAAGACGCGACGGCGGUUCCAACUCGUCAGCAGUUUAAUCACAAUGACAACCGGAGGUACAGCAGGUGCUAUGCUACUCGUGAGCGUGGACAUGGAUUGGCUCUUGACAAAAGUUCCAAUGGAUCCCAUCUUCGCCUUGGGAAUAAUGACCUUGAGUUUCGCGGGUCUAGGCUGGCUAGCCGGACCAAGUUUGGGUUCAGCGUUAUUCUACAUAUUCAAGCGAGGCGUUAAGCAGCCGAUGGCCAUCAAGGAGUCGGAGUUCUUUGCGCGCAUCAAGAAGAACAGAGUAGAUCCAAGUAACAGUUCGUUGAGUGGGAAUGCUGUCCCCGAUUUCUACGGCGAGAAGAUUUCAAGUGUCGCAGGUUACAGACAAUGGUUGAAGGACCAAAGGGCAUUCAACAAGAAGCGAACAAGUUUCGUCUGA